AUGUCUGCACAAGCAGCAGCAACCCGCCUCCGCCGCACCUUCCAAUACCCCUCCGAAUCCGACGAUGAAGACGCCGUAGAAGCGGGCAUGGAUGAGCAAGACCAAGCCGACCUCCUCACCAAUCUUACAACCCACGACACGCGCACAACCUCUACCUACACACAUCUUUUGCUCGUUCUCCCAUUUCUUCCAAUCGCGCUGUACAUACCACUGCUAUUUCGGUUCUCCACCCUUCCCGCCACCGCCCUCGCAAUACUCUCCUUCCUCGCAUCCGCAUACAUCCUCUACUUCCUCCCACUCCCACCCCUCCGCAUCUCCGUUUCGCAUGUGCUCGACCUCCAGUCAUCCAAGCCACAGUCCCGAUCAAACCCAACCGAGACGAAAGCACAGACACGGUCUAUGCCAUAUAUCUCUGACUCGACGGCGGAGUUGGUAGCACAGUGGAUUGUUGUAGCAAAUGGGAGUUUGUGCGCGGUACUGGCAAUCGCAGAAGUACUACAGGACCGGCCGUGGGGCGAGGGAAUGACGGUGGGGGGUGGGUAUCUGCCCGGAUUGGUAUUGGCGGUGGUGCUGUUUGCACGGAGGGAGUUGAGGGCUGUGGAUAUGACUGAGUUGGAGAGGUUAAUGUAUUCGAGCAAGAACACGUGA
Molecule: messenger RNA, 648 nt
Organism: Didymosphaeria variabile
Lineage: Eukaryota; Fungi; Ascomycota; Dothideomycetes; Pleosporales; Didymosphaeriaceae
Exons: 2
Coding region: 1-648 (215 amino acids)
Source: RefSeq, a predicted model, not a curated record